GAUCUGAUCCAUCGAGGGAGGAUCAUCUCCACAUAACAGAUGUUCAUCAUAAGAAGAGAAAGGUAGAGGUUUGUUGAUUAAUACCGCUGAGCACGCAUUGAUCAUCUUUGCAGGGCGCAAUUGUCAGAUCAAAGAACAAAUAAUCGGCACUUACGCACCAGAUGCAUGGACCACUUGAUCGAUUUUUCGCCAUACACAGGAGACUCAUCAAUCAGAUCGCGAGUAUGUGUUAUAAACGCCGAGUCAUAGACUCUCGAACCCUUGUCGUCUCGGGAUUCCAAGAAAUCUAAUAAUAGACAGGCUGCCGCAUUUUCCUGAGACACCUUAGUUGUCACUCCAUCUUCCCUGGCAAGCUUGAAGGCCUCGCUACAAAAAAAAUUGCAGACACCUUCACGUUUGACGCCGUAUUCACGUAGAUCGGGUUCAGUGUACGGAUAACUAGGAGUGGGAAUUAGAUGGCCGAUGAUGAGAGCGUCGGAGGAGUACAAGGCGGAGACUGCGAUUAUGGCGUGUACCAGCACUCGGGAUCACAAAGGAAGAUGAGCAAGACGGAAAGAACAAAAGUGAAGGUCGGCAUGUAUGGUAGCCAUAGGGAUUGCAGGGUGGUUAUGUUGAUAAAGGCGUUGAAAGACCUCAAGCAAAUUCCUGACAAGAGAAGUAUAAACCUCGCACGAGCUGAUCCGGGACAUGAUGUUAAGACCGAGUACGGGUUGAAAGGGAGCUGAGCAGCUGUUAUCUCGGGGAGGGGAGCU
Messenger RNA from Heterobasidion irregulare TC 32-1, 752 nucleotides. RefSeq lists its product as uncharacterized. The transcript is spliced from 4 exons. Lineage: Eukaryota; Fungi; Basidiomycota; Agaricomycetes; Russulales; Bondarzewiaceae. The record is from RefSeq and is a predicted model, not a curated record. The coding region runs from base 456 to 725 and encodes 89 amino acids.